ACAGUUGGGUGGUUUAGCUGUCAAUCACAGAUACAGGCUCUUUUUACAGUAGGUUGAGAAGAACGAUUGAGUAUAUCUCUGUUCAGAUUAACGCAGUGCUGUUGGUUAAAAAAGUGAUAUAUCCAGCUGGGUAAAUUGUCAUUUCUUAGGAUAUUUGUCAUAUUCUGACGAAUAGGUUUUGGGUUUUUUUUAUUCACCAAAGCGGACUGUUUUUCGAAGCCAUGUCUUCGGACGAAGACCGAGCAAAGGAGAUUCUGAAGGGCUUUAAAUUAAACUGGAUGAACCUGAGGGACGCAGAGACGGGGAAAGUUCUCUGGCAGGGGACUGAAGAUCUCUCUGUUCCUGGUGUAGAACAUGAAGCUCGGGUUCCCAAAAAGAUCCUAAAAUGUAAAGCUGUUUCCAGAGAGCUUAAUUUCUCCUCAUCGGAAAAGCUGGAAAAGUUUCGUCUGGAGCAGAAGGUUCUCUUCAAAGGCCAGUGUCUAGAAGAGUGGUUCUUUGAAUUUGGCUUUGUGAUCCCUAAUUCUACAAACACAUGGCAGUCCUUGAUAGAGGCAGCACCCGAGUCACAGAUGAUGCCUGCUAACGUGUUAACUGGAAAUGUUGUCAUAGAGACGAAAUUCUACGACGACGAGCUUCAUGUCAGCACCUCUCGAGUACGGCUUUUCUACGUCUGAGAUGUGAAGCCUCUCCUUUUUUAAAUUCUGUCAUUCAGAAGGAUGCACACAUCGCUGUGAGUUUUUUUUAAUGGCCAGACGAGACUCUGCUUAAUGAGUAUUUCCAUGGCACCAUGACAACGGCACUAAAGGGAACAAGUCGAGCAAACUAAAUUUCAGGUUAAACAGUCAUACCAGUUUAAUGACAGAUAAAGACUUGGAAACAAGGGCAGUGAUGCUCAUGUCAACCUGACCAUGUAAAUUGUUUUAUUUGUACAUUUUUUUCCCCCCUCACUUAUCCUUUUUUUUUUUUUUUUUUUUUUUUUUUUAUCCUGCAUUGUAUACUGCUUCCUUGCAUUCUGUUUUUAAAUAUUUGCUGCCAGUUCCUGUGGUUGCUAAUAUCAUUGUUUUUUAACAAACUUGUAAGAUAGGCAGUGUUUAAAUACAUGAUGUAAUUAUGGGUUUAAAAUUUGAUAUCCUUGAGUGAUGCCUUUUUCCUUUGACUCUGCUGUUUGUUUUCUUUUUAAAUAGGUAUAUUCCUAUAAGACUAUCAGUACCAGCUGUAUUAGCUCUUCCAUUUCGGGGGGAAUGAAAUCUGUGUAAAAGACAAACCAGUGGUUUUGUUGAAACUAAUCUGUGUAACCUGGCCUAUUUGAUUUCUUAUAUUAAAUCUUUUUUUGCCCAGGAUGCUCAGAAAGGUUAUCCAUCACAAUUGUCUCACCGUUUAUGUCUAUUUGACCUUCUUUAUUAAAAGCAAUGAAAUGUUGUAUAUUUA
Pangasianodon hypophthalmus (striped catfish) is the source of this 1428-nucleotide messenger RNA. RefSeq names its product phosphodiesterase 6D, cGMP-specific, rod, delta (gene pde6d). NCBI's taxonomy places the organism in Eukaryota, Metazoa, Chordata, Actinopteri, Siluriformes, Pangasiidae. The transcript has 5 exons. Gene Ontology annotation, cellular component: cytoplasm. Gene Ontology annotation, biological process: sensory perception of light stimulus. Bases 222 to 674 code for a protein of 150 amino acids. The record is from RefSeq and is a predicted model, not a curated record.